GUUGAGACUAUCAGAGUGUUGAACUAUAUAUUGACACGCAUCGUUGCGUAAUCAUAUCAAUUUGAAUAAAUAGUCGUCAAUUUCACGAUAUCACAAUGAAUGGAGUGAACUUAGAAACAUCUCAUGCGAUUCAGAAAGUCCCAUCGGUUGGCAGUAUGUCCUUCUUAUUACCUUUCUCAUAGUCUAAGGACCGACAUCUCUAAAGCGGAUGUAGUUCAUGACAAGAAGCAGUAUUCCGACCAUCAACCUAGGGUGUAUCUUGCAAAUUUUACUCAAAUUAACUGCUCUGAAAAGUUGGUAUCAUGAAAUAUGAUGCAUUUUAUUUCAUUUGAAAAAGUAUAGUUUCUCUAAAAUUUAGUAACUUACUUGAAACGAAGACUUAACCACGCAAUAUGAUAAAUUUAGGUGGUUUUACAAUCAGUUCUUUGAAAUUAGAUCUCUGAAAAUACUGUCUCUAAUCAUUUAUAGCCAUUUUGAAGUUAUUGUGAUUGCAUUCCGAUUUCAAUUCGUGGUGGAGGUGAGAGAUUAAACAUUAAUAGUAAUGCGUAAAUCAUCUUUGAUUGCCUAACUGCAACUUAUGAGUAUAGAAUGCAAUUACAUCCUUAUUUGUAGUAACAGUUGCCUAGAUCGCCUGUUAUCUCUCUGUGCCGUCGAAACUUACACGUUUGUUUUAACCACCACCUCGUAAAAUGACAAAUAACUAAAGCAAGAAGUGUAGAACAUCAGUUUCAGUGUAUUUGACAUCUCUUGAAUACUUGUAUUGGAAGGUCAAACUUGAAUUACCCUAGCAAUCACUCUAUGUAUAGAUCUAAAGUUGCACAAUGGAUAGGAUCCGACAAUUAGAUUGAAUAAUCACCAUAAUGACACUUGACUUCAGCUUUUCGUUUCUGUUGAAAUAUAUAGGAAAGCUCCAAAUGAGCUGUAUCAUGUAUUAUACAGCAAAUCUGUCAAAUACCCAAGCUCAACAAUGAUUACAAAGCUUUUAAUAGCGUAACUAUUUAUAUGCAAUGCAAUUUCUAUACCUAAUGCGAAAUAUGGCUUCGUGUUAUGCUAAUUUUAUUCUAUCUCCUGUUCGAGGUAUAAUGACGGGAAUACCUUGGUAGCAAUAUAUCCUUUGCUCAACAGUAAUACUAUUGGACGGCACCGUCUCUGAUAUAUAUAGUUGCCUACUGAAAGGGCAUUAAAUGAGUUCCUCCUGUGUUCUAGGGAGUGAUAUAACAAUGAUGUUUUUGAUAUCAAGAAAUGAAGGCAAAUCUUAUGCGUUUCAAGCGAUAUCAAUAUAGUAUAAAACACGUAAGUAUAGCCUCCUACUUAGAUAUAAUCUGUAUGCCAUGCGAGACGACAGUUAUAGGUUGCGUUUGUAUAGAGAUCGAAAACAACUUGGAGCUCAACGACGCAUAUCCCCAUAAUGGUAGCACGUUGAAUCUCCCCUGAUAGCUAAAUAUAUCGCUGAGUUAGUGGUUGGGUGGCCAUGCGGAUGCUGAGCUUAUCCGAGAUGUUGCAAUUAUUAGAGAAUGAUGACCCUGUGGUAUAAUCUUGCAGCUCGCAAUAUAAUGAAGCUAGUCGGGAUUUUAUGUAUGUUGAACUGUCGCCACUUCAUGGCACACC
Wallemia mellicola CBS 633.66 is the source of this 1608-nucleotide messenger RNA. RefSeq lists its product as hypothetical. The coding region runs from base 1243 to 1434 and encodes 63 amino acids. The record is from RefSeq and is a predicted model, not a curated record. Lineage: Eukaryota; Fungi; Basidiomycota; Wallemiomycetes; Wallemiales; Wallemiaceae. The transcript has a single exon.